Messenger RNA from Lodderomyces beijingensis, 4506 nucleotides. Lineage: Eukaryota; Fungi; Ascomycota; Pichiomycetes; Serinales; Debaryomycetaceae. The record is from the annotation of a GenBank genome assembly.
AUGACAGCAGUGCAACCGAAUCAACUCGCCAGUGUCAUGAAUGGCGGCGGCGGCGGCGGUAGCUCAAGUCGAGCGAGCCACCAGUUGAAUGACAAGAUGAGACAUGGGUUCGACGACGCUUAUAAUUCCGAGAAAUUCCUAGAUCUGUUGGCCAACACUUUUUUCAUCUACUUCGAUGACAAACGACAAAGCACCAAUGGUAACCCCAUCACUCUGGAGAUGAAAUUAAGCCCCAAAUACUAUAGAAACUAUCAGCCGAUUUAUGACUGGAAAGUGAUGAAGGAACGACAAAAGACCAUAAGUGCCAUACUCAUUCUUUGUCUAAAUCUAGGUGUAGAUCCGCCAGAUGUCAUGAAAACUUACCCGUGUGCCAAACUCGAAGCCUGGAGCGAUCCAACCACCCACACGGAAACGAAAAAGGCGCUUGAAAACAUUGGUAAAAACUUGCAGAGCCAGUACGAGGCCUUGUCGCUUCGAACGAGGUAUAAACAAUCGCUAGAUCCAUGCGUGGAAGAUGUGAAAAGAUUCUGCAAUACCCUUCGAAGAAACGCCAAGGAUGAACGAAUUCUUUUCCACUAUAAUGGUCAUGGCGUGCCCCAGCCGACGGCUAGCGGUGAAAUAUGGGUUUUUAACCGAGGUUAUACCCAGUAUAUUCCGAUAUCCUUGUAUGAUUUGCAAACAUGGUUGGGUGCGCCCGUGAUAUUUGUUUAUGACUGCAAUAGUGCCGGAAACAUUGUUCACAAUUUCAAAAAAUUUGUUCAAAAGCGAAUAGAUGACGAUAAUGAGGGCAACCACGAUUCAAGUGCACCGUCGCCUACUUCAGCCUACCUCGAUUGUAUACAGUUGGCAGCAUGCAGAAGCAAUGAACUAUUACCAAUGAGCCCCGAUCUUCCUGCUGACUUGUUCACGUGCUGCUUGACGUGUCCCGUUGACAUUAGCAUCAAAUGGUUCAUCAUGCAAAGCUCUUUAAACAAGGAUUUCUAUGAUGCGCUUCCUCGAAAUCAUGUGGGAAACGUUAUCAUACCGGGCAAAUUGGCCGAUAGAAGAACACCAUUGGGCGAGUUGAACUGGAUAUUCACCGCCAUCACCGACACAAUUGCCUGGACAACAUUAUCCAGACCAAUAUUCAAGCGACUAUUCCGACAAGACUUGAUGGUUGCUGCAUUAUUUCGAAAUUUCCUCCUAGCAAAAAGAAUCAUGCCCCAGUUGAACUGCAACCCCAUUAGUGAUCCACCUUUACCGGAUUCAGUGAAAUUUCACCCAAUGUGGGACUCGUGGGAUUUGGCAAUCGACCAAGUUUUAAAUCAAACAUUGAAAGCGGCGCAAGGUGACAUUUUAUCACUGCAGCUGGCCAUGGCAAAUCAGCAACAGCUCCUCACUGACAGUGCACCAUCUGGUGGUGCCACUGGAGGUGCCACAACCAAUAAUACUAAUACUACUUUGGCACUUGCUGCUGGUGCACCACAAAAUGGUUCUACAAAUUCAGCCAAGUCCUCAUCGAUUGUGCCCAUCUCAACUCAAAGCUUGGGCAAUUACCAACACUCCACCUUUUUUGAGCAACAGCUAACGGCAUUUGAAAUUUGGUUGAAAUACGCGGGACCUUCGACAAAGGAACCACCAGAGCAAUUGCCAAUAGUCUUGCAAGUGCUCUUGUCACAAGUUCACCGGUUGAGGGCCUUGAUUCUUUUAUCAAAAUUUUUAGACUUGGGGCCCUGGGGAGUCUAUCUUUCUCUUUCAAUUGGCAUUUUCCCUUAUGUUUUGAAACUCUUGCAAAGCCCAGCCCAGGAAUUAAAGCCAGUUUUGAUUUUCAUCUGGGCAAGGAUCAUGGCAAUUGACUACAAGGGAACUCAGCAAGAGUUGUGCAAAGACAAAGGAUAUAAUUACUUUUACCUGAUCCUCAACACCACUGCCGGGAACCUGGUGGGAUCCAAUGGAAGUAUGAGCAUAAAUGGAGGCGGAGGAGGGGGCGGGGGAGGAAACUCGAGCUCUUUGCUUAUAAAUGAUGACCAUAAAGCCAUGAGUGCUUUUAUCUUGACCUUGUUUAUAAAAGAUUUCAAAAAUGGCCAAAGGCUCUGUUACUCAGCAGAAAUUGUCAGCAACUGCAUUAGAUUCAUCCUGACGAGUGAUAAACCAUUGCUACGCCAGUGGUGUUGCUUGCUCUUGUCGGAGUUGUGGAACAAGUACCCUGACGGGAAAUGGGUUGCUUACAAGGACGGCUAUGUGCAUGACUUGUGUGGGUUGAUCAAUGACCCCAUCCCAGAAGUGCGCACGUCAAUCGUGUUGGCUUUAACAACAUUUAUGACCGACCCGCCAGCACAACCUCAGUUUUCGCAGGGGCAGGGGCAGGGGCAGGGGCAGCCACAACAACAACAACAAGCAAACGGUACAGCAGCUUCAGAAUCCAAGAGAGACGAGAUGAGGCAGCAGGAUUUGAAGCUUGCCAAUGUCAUGUUGGGGUUGUUGGGAGAUGGCUCUGCUGUUGUCAGAAAAGAGUUGAUUUUUUUCAUCAACAAAUUCAUCAAGACCUACUCCAAAUUCUUUCUUAUUGUUGCUUAUAACCAGCUUGAAGAAGAAAUCGCGCUUAUCGAAGAACCCACCAGCCUCAACGAUGUUCGUAAAAGCUCGCCGGCGUAUGGGUCCAUCUUUAGCUCGAUCUGGAAGGCGUUGCUCAUUCUAUCUGAAGAUCCUCACUGUGAAGUCAAGCAGCUUUCAGAGAUUUUAAUCGACCACGUGAUGAUCAAAUUGAACGAGAGCGAGUUGGCUCCACUAGUUAAAGAAAUGCAGAAUUUCUUGCUCAGUAAAUCGACUACUAAUAUCAGCGAGAGUUUCAAGUCGGGCAAGCCGGUGGUUUUCAGUAAACCCUUAGCAGGUGAGAAACGACAGGCAUCUAGCCAAUCCGUUGCCAACAGAAAGAGCGAUUUGCUCAUUGAUGGCUCAUCAUUGACCACCAGAAGGGCCACAUCUGUUGCUGCUGGUCAAGUCGCCGACACUUCUGACGCAGAGUCCAUUACUUCCAAAUUGAAAAAUCUUUCCAUUUCCAAGCUAUUCAAGAGUUUCCAAAUUGGUGAUGAUGCAGAUAUCAAGAAAUUCACCAGGAUCUUGAAAUCUGGCCCUUUGCAGACCAGCUACGGUGCCGAGUACAAACCCAAGUCUUCUUUUUUCAAAGAACGGGAUUUGUCUGCUCUUUCUGUCUCUUUACCAGACAGUUCGGGCUUUUUCGAAUAUAGUUGUGAGUAUUUCCAGGAGCCUCAAAUGUCGAAAAACGAAGCAGACGAGCCGGGGUCACGUGAGUACAUCAAGAGCUUAUGGAGAAGAAACAGAAACGAGACGAUCAUACUGGAAACUCAACCACUUAAGGAGAUGGCGUUGCGGGGUGACUGGGACAAAGACGUCAAGACUUUGAACAACGUGUCGCAACCAAAAUGUAUCCGAUUCACCCAGUUUGAAAAAAUCCUUGUUGCUAGUGACGAAAAGGAUAAUUUGACCGUGUGGGACUGGGAGAGCUGCCAAGUUGUCAAGAAAUUUUCAAACGGCAAUCCAUUUGGUACCAAGAUUACCGACAUUAAGUUUUUGAACGAGGACGACCAUCCGCUUUUGUUGACGGGCUCAUCCGAUGGAGUCAUAAAAAUCUACAAGAACUUCCAAACUCCGGAGUAUUCUGAGACAACGAAUGAGCUGGAUUAUGUGGGUGCUGGUGUUGGCGCUUGCCUUGACGAUUAUUCAGAAGAAGGCCACGAGUCGAAAAAGAUGGAGUUGGUCACGGGGUGGCGCGCAUUGACGGACUUGUUGCUCACCUCCAAGAGUUCAGGGUUGAUAUCCGAAUGGCAGCAAUCGACAGGCUCGUUGCUUGUUAGUGGAGAUGUCAAAGUGAUUCGAGUCUGGAGCGCCCCGCGUGAAUUGUGCUUGGUGGAUAUCCCGGCACGGUCAUCGUCUUCAAUCACCUCAUUAACGUCGGAUCAAGUUGCCGGCAACAUUUUCAUUGCUGGAUUCGAUGAUGGAAGCAUUCGGGUUUACGACCGAAGGCUAGACGCUAGAGAGUCGCUUGUCAAGCUCUGGAAACUGCCGAGACUAGGCGUUGGACAACAGCAGGAGAAAUCCAUCGGGCACGGCUCGAUUCGCAACGUGCACAUGCAGCGAGGCGGAUGGAGAGAAUUGGUCAGCGGCUCUUCCGACGGGUACGUCAACUUAUGGGAUAUAAGAUUGAACGACCCCGUCAUAACAUUCACUACACCAGACAGACAGAUUCGAUGCCUUGAUGUUCACGAGCAUGCACCUGUCUUGACGACGGGCUCCAAGUCGGUCGACAUUUGGUCAACCGCGGGCGACGAGUUGACAAAUUUGAGAAACGCUGGUCUCGACAGUAACUAUUUGCCCACGCCGACUCGCAGCAUGAACUACGUCUCAAGCACGACAUUCCACCCUCAUAGAUUGAUGCUUGCUACGAAUUACACCCAAGACUCAAACAUUAGUAUAUAUAACUGUACCGAUGUGGUUGUAGAAUACUAG